This is a messenger RNA of Solenopsis invicta (red fire ant), 1479 nucleotides long. Its product is annotated as putative mediator of RNA polymerase II transcription subunit 26. The coding region runs from base 285 to 1124 and encodes 279 amino acids. The record is from RefSeq and is a predicted model, not a curated record. The transcript has 3 exons. Lineage: Eukaryota; Metazoa; Arthropoda; Insecta; Hymenoptera; Formicidae.
GUUUCACCUUUCUUCUUACAUCAUGGCACACACCAUGUAAUACUUCCACCAUGCUACAUACAGCUGACUAGGAGUUCGAACGCUUUUGUCCGUUUACAUUUUUGUGUUUGUUGUGUGCAUCACAAUCGGAUUUCGGUGUUUUAUUAUUCCAGUUAUUAUUUCUGUAUUGGUCAAAUCCUGUUGAAUUAUUGGGGACGGAUACCAAUAAAAAGAAAGAAGAAGAAGAUCACGUAUUUCUCGUUAUUAGGUUAGGUUUGCGUCUAUUAAAGAAUAAGUGUACCAGAAUGGUUAGAGCAUGUUGUGUACUCAAUUGUACAUCAAAGAAAAAUAUGCCAUCGCAUAUAUUUCCAACAAAUGUACACAUGCGUGAAAAAUGGUUAAAAAGUUUAAUUUUGAAACCCUACAAAGAAAAUGAAAUUAGUAAGCUUAGAAUUUGUUAUGAACACUUUAAAGAAAGUGAUUAUACUGGGACUUCUAAAUAUCGAAGACUAAAUCGGAGUGCUGUUCCUUUCAUGACAACAGAGGCAUGUACAACACAAUUUAAGAAUAUUAUACAGCAUCAAGAACAAAGCAUACUACAAGAGACAAUUACAAUUGCAUCAGAGAAUGUCGCGCAAUUACAAAAAGACGUAGAAGUAAUACCUAGACAGCAAGAGAUUAUCGUGCACAUGCAAAAAGACGUAGAAAGAGUAUCACAAGCUGAUCUCAUGCAAUUGCAAAUAAAUAUGGAUAUAAAAUUGUCCCAAAUGCAAGCACAGCAUAACAAUCAGCUACAAGAACUAGUGUCACAACAACAACAGAACCAAGAUGAUCACAAGCGGUUGGAAACAGAUAUGGCUAUAAGAUUGUCCGAAAUGCAAGCACAGCAUAACAAUCAGCUACAAGAAAUAGUACAAGAAAUCGGAUCUUUGAAAAUGCAAUUGUAUAAAAAUUUACAAACAAAAAGACCUAAUUUGGGAGAAAUAACGCGGAAGAAGACUUUAUCUCCAAUAGCAAGAAAAUUUUAUAACAAUAAUAUAAAACUGCAAGCACAGCAAAGGCGCAUGAAGAGAAUAAUCAACAAAAUGAAACAACAAAAGAAAUGCAAGAAUUUGAUAUUAAAUAGAAGAAAAUGUAAAGGCUAAGAGGAUAAAACUACAAAAAUACAAGAGGACUUUAUCAAUAUGAUGUUGAGAAAUAAUGAUGUUCCACCACAGGCAAGACGACAUACAAUUCAGGAUGUUCUGCUUAGGCAUUUACCGGAGAUUCCGUUCCUCUUAUAAUUUUAUAUUUAAAUUUUUAUUAUGUCCAUCACAUACAAUUUUGAACACCGAAUUAAUUUGUUAAUCAAAAAUUUUAUACUACAAUAGAAAAUGGGAAAACAAUACGAAAAAGAACAUAAAAUAUUUGACAAAUAUAAAAUAUAAAUUGUAUAUUGUAUAUUAUAUUAUAAUUGUGUAUUGUAUCUAUUAUACGUUAUAAUAAAUAUUCUUAUUCUUA